Messenger RNA from Carcharodon carcharias (great white shark), 2475 nucleotides. RefSeq names its product fibronectin type III domain-containing protein 7-like. NCBI's taxonomy places the organism in Eukaryota, Metazoa, Chordata, Chondrichthyes, Lamniformes, Lamnidae. Gene Ontology annotation, molecular function: protein binding. The coding region runs from base 1 to 2454 and encodes 817 amino acids. The record is from RefSeq and is a predicted model, not a curated record. The transcript has 14 exons.
AUGGAGCUAGAGAUGAAAGCGAGGGAGAUGUCCUCGGCAAGCACGGAUUUCACAAUGACCAUUUACACCGUGACAUCCAGGAGUAUUUCAGCCCGCUGGAGCAGGUAUGUGGGAGCACAUUCCUACAGGUUUUCCGCAACCUCCAAUGCAGCUAUGGGACAGCCAGCGUUCGUUAUUUUCAACAAUCGGUUUGUCCUCGGUACAGUCUCCUCCUUGUUACCUGCAACUCUGUACAAUGUCAAAGUAGAGGUUCUGGACGGGAACGGUAAUGUCCUGGCCGAAGCUCAAACACAACAACUAACAGCUCCUGAUGUCCCUUUAAACAUAAAUGCUUAUUCAAAGACGAGCAGUAGUAUUACUGUGAAUUGGUCAGCCAUUCCCAAAGCCGCUGGCUAUGUCUUGAAAGCAAAAGCUGGCAGUUCAAUCAUUCAAACCAUUGUCAAUGAUUCAUCUGGGACCCUGACGGGGUUGCAGCCGUAUACUUUAUAUACCAUCUCUGUACAAUCUUCUAAUACUGGAGGAAACAGUCAACCAUCACCACCUGUAGAAACAAGAACAGUUUUAGCUGCCCCUGUCAUCCAUUCAUUUUCACCAAAUUUCAAGACGAUAAUGGUCAAUUUGGAGCCUGUGUCCCAAGCAGUGAAAUACAGCUUCAUUAUCAUCAGGUCUGACGCUGUAGGCAACAAGAUUAAAAAGACCAUAACGUCCACCAAUGUAACAUUCACUGACCUGGAGCCAGGUACUUGGUACACAAUAAAAGCACAUGCUUUGGAUGCCAAUGGUAUACCUGGAGAUGACAAGAUUAAAGAACAAGUAACAAGACCCCAUGCUCCACAAUCUGUGCGAGCUUUUCUUACCAGUGCUUCAAUGAGCACAUCUCUGGGUUGUGUUGUUACAUGGAAUGCCUCAGAAGGAUCAACAUAUUACAUUGCUGUGCCCAUUGGAAAAUCUCGGAAUCUAGUCCAGAACUGCACAUCACGAUUCACAUCCUGCAUCAUCUCUCCAAUCCAGUGUGGUAUACAGCACAAUGUCACUGUAAUCGCCUAUAAUGAAGCAGGUGCAUCUGAUGCCUCAAAUCCAUCAGAAUUUACAAGUGUACCUUGCAGUCCAAAUGAUAUUAAAAUUCAGGAGAUCCACUCUGGUAAUCUGACAGUGUCCUGGGCGGCAUCCCCUCUGACUGAUUACCAUACUACUUUUGUGAAAAGAGACGAUGGCCUAGAAGUUAUGUGCAACACUUCACUAAGAAACUGUUAUUUCCAGUCAGAAUGCGGAUUUAUUUACUUUAUCAGCGUUUUUUCAUACAACAAAGUGGGGCAGAGUCCUCCAGGCAAUGUUUUAAAUUAUACAACAGCACCUUGUUGUCCAAUGCAGGUUAAAGACUUGUAUGUCUCAAGUGAUACCAUUGAGGUGAAAUGGAAUCCAGCUCGUGGAGCCGAGAUGUAUGAAACCAAAGCCCAAGAUGUGAGCUCAGUGGUGUUCUGUAAUGAUACUUCCACAAUCUGUACAUUGUCUGGAUUGAAAUGCAACACCAUCUACAAUAUUACUAUAUAUUCUUACAGUGAUAUAAGGGGGUUCAACUAUUCAUGUCAGAAAAAGUCAAUCACCACAGGGCCAUGCAGUCCCAGCAUUCUGAAUAUUACAAAAGUGAAUCCAUCAACCAUUAACGUAUUAUGGCAACAAAAUAAUCGUGAUGCCAUGUACAAGGUGUUUGCUUUCGGAAAAGCAGGGGUCCGAUCCUGCAAUAGCUCGGGAUAUUCCUGUGAAAUCACUAACCUCCCCUGUGGAGCUACGUUCUCUGUCAGUGCAGUUGCCACAUCUCCAGAAGGGAAGAGUUUACCCAGCUACAGUCUACCGGUAGAAACUGCACCUUGCUGCCCAAAUAGCUUCUCAGUCACACAGAUUACACAGUCAAUGACCAAUGUUAGCUGGACUGCUGCAAUUGGAGCACAGUCAUAUACUACACUCUUGGAAUCAUCUAAAGGGCAAGCUAAAUGCCACACUGGAGAAACCCAUUGCCUCCUUGGAUGUAUAACUUGCAGCACCAACUAUACAGUGUCUUUAAGUGCCAUUAGUGAAACGGGGCUGAUGUCAAUGUGCAACUACCAAGGAUACUCAUCGAGUGGUUGCUGUCCAUCUGCAGUUAAACUUUACAGGUUAGGCAGCAGUGCGUUAAGAGUUUACUGGCAUGCCACUGCUGGUUCUGUGAACUACAUCGUAAAUAUUACCAGCGACAAUGGAAACUUCACCUGCUCCCCAAUGUCUGGGUACACUUACUGUGACAUAAAUGAGAUUUACUGCGGGGACAUUUACACUGUCAUCGUCUCUCCAGUUUCCAUAGAUGGAUCAAUGGUCACAUUUUGUCCAAUGAAAAUGUAUUCAGUCUCCUGUUCUAUGAAUUCAGGUGCAAUGGUAAUUUAUCGAGGGAAGAGGAGCUUAUUUCAUAACAAAGCUUAGGAGGGACAAGAAAAUCUGAAG